Molecule: messenger RNA, 1168 nt
Organism: Ilex paraguariensis (yerba mate)
Lineage: Eukaryota; Viridiplantae; Streptophyta; Magnoliopsida; Aquifoliales; Aquifoliaceae
Source: the annotation of a GenBank genome assembly
GCCCCCGGCUGGAAGGGUAUACAAAUUUAGGAAUAAUUUUCCCUCCAAAUUCCCAUACUUCGCAAACCAGUGAACCCCACACUUCUCCAACCUUAUCAUCGUCGCUAACGAAAUAGCUCGAGCACAACCCCUUCAAUUAAGAAACCCUGGAAUACCUAAAUGGCGUCGACCUCUGCAUCAGCUUCUCGUGGUAAUGUCUCCGCCGGAAGGAUCAAAUCCGCAGCUUCGACGCUUUACUCGGAUCACCAACCUCUCAUUGGUGAUAUUCGAAAAGCUCUGAUUAUGAUGAAGGAAAUCGCGGUUGAUUUGGAGAAAGAUAAUCAGUCUCAAAUGGUGAAGGAGCUUGAAGCUAGUUUUAUUGAAUUGCUGGAAUCUUCUGAAGAUUGUACUCAUUUUUCCUCAGCAAUUCAGUCUUUUGGAAAUGGGUACCAGCCUGGAGAAGGGCCAACUGAUUUUAAGAAGUUGUUUGACGAUGAGAUUGCAAAGUUGAAGGCUAGUUCGUCUUCUGUUCCACAAAAUCAUCCAUUAUUACGCCAGUUUAGGGAAGCUAUCUGGAGUGUUCAUCAUGCAGGACAGCCAAUGCCAGGUGAAGAGCAUGAGGAUAUUGUAAUGACCAGUACACAAUGCAACCUUCUGAAUGUCGCUUGCCCUUUAAGUGGAAAACCUGUUACUGAACUGGAAGAUCCAGUUCGCAGCAUGGACUGCAAGCACAUAUAUGAAAAGGUGGUCAUCAUGCAAUACAUAAGGUCCAAGAAUGCACGCGCUCAGUGCCCUAUGUCAGGUUGCCCAAAAAUACUGCAAGCGGAAAGAGUGGUCUGUGACCCGUUGUUACUGAUUGAAAUUGAUGAAAUGCGCUCAAUGAGCAAACAAACUACUAGAUUUGAUGUGAUAGAAGAUUUCACCGAGCUCGAUGAAGAGGAAUCUGAUUGAUUCAGAGUGUAUCUACAGGAACUUUUUGAUGGUAUAGUGGCUUUUAGGAUGCCCAGCAUGGCUUAUAUUCUAAAUUCAUGUUAUAUCCUUCACCAUUAUACAUUAGCUAGCACAGAGAGAUGAACUUCUACCCCCUCCCCCCUUUUUCUUUUUUCCCCUUCUUUCCUAUGGGAAACAAGAAGUGUACUAUAUAUCCUCUUUAGCUCUUUUGCGUAUUAAGCUACAGUAAAAAAGUGGC